UCUUCCUACAGUUACCUCUUCACCACCCUUCGUUCACUGUGCACCCGAAACACAAACCUACGCUCACUCUCAUAGUCUCUCACACAUGUUGAAGGACGAAGGUUGUCACGCUGAUGCCGCCGCCGGUGGAGGCGGUGGCUGGGCUCGUGUUUGCGACACAUGUAGGUCUGCGGCAUGCACUAUUUACUGCAGAGCGGACUCCGCCUACCUGUGCGCUGGCUGCGACGCCCGCAUACACGCCGCCAACAGGGUGGCGUCGCAGCACGAGCGGGUCUGGGUGUGCGAGUCGUGCGAGCGCGCUCCGGCGGCGUUCGUCUGCAAGGCGGACGCGGCGUCGCUCUGCGCCACCUGCGACGCUGACAUCCACUCCGCUAAUCCUCUGGCCCGCCGACACCACCGCGUGCCUAUUCUCCCCAUCGCCGGCUGCCUCUACGGGCCUCCCGCCACCGACCCCGGCGGCACCGUGGUGAGGUCUGCCACGGAGGCCGACAACGGCUUCCUGGGCCAAGAGACUGAGGAGACCAUAGAUGAGGAAGACGAAGACGAGGCGGCUUCGUGGCUGUUGCUGAACCCAGUGAAGAAUAACAACGGAAGCAGCAACAACCAGAACAAUGGAUUGUUGUUCGGUGGGGAGGUGGAUGAGUAUCUGGACCUAGUGGAGUACAAUUCAUGCCCUGAGAAUCAGUUCAGUGAUCAGUAUAAUCAGCAGCAGCCGCCGCCGCAUUACAGCGUUCCGCACAAGAAUUAUGGGGGAGACCGUGUCGUGCCAGUUCAGUGCGGGGAAGCAAAGGGGCAGCUACACCAGCAGCAUCAGCAGCAGGGUUUUCAUCUGGGGAUGGAGUAUGAGUCCUCGAAAGCUGCCUACAGCUACAACCCUUCAAUUAGCCACAGCGAAAAAGAAAAAGGUCCUCACCAUUUGAUUCCCAGAAGAAUUAAAGAAAUUCUGAAUCAUCCCAUUUCUGAACGUAAAUUAUGGUUAGCAAUUCUUGAGGUCUCUGUGUCAUCAAUGGAUGUUGGCGUCGUGCCAGAAGCAACAACUAUGAGUGAUAUCUCAAUCUCAAUCUCGCAUCCGAGACCUCCCAAGGGAACAAUCGACCUUUUCUCAGGCCCUCCAAUUCAGAUGCCAACCCAGCUGACUCCAAUGGAUAGGGAGGCAAGGGUCCUGAGGUACAGAGAGAAAAAGAAGACAAGGAAGUUUGAGAAGACAAUCAGGUAUGCAUCAAGGAAAGCAUAUGCAGAGACAAGACCCCGGAUCAAGGGCAGGUUUGCCAAGAGGACAGAUGUAGAAGUUGAAGUGGAUCAGAUGUUCUCUACGACAUUAAUGGCGGAAAGCGGAUAUGGCAUUGUCCCGUCAUUCUAAAUCCAGUAUCAAGGAGAGAAAGAAUUGUAUGAGUUUGUUACUAAAGACUCAACCACUAAUACUGUAUCUUUCUCGAUGUAAUGGGUUUGAAUUAAUGAGAAAUGUGCCUAGUAAUUUUGUAAGUUUUCAUUGUCAA
Vitis riparia (riverbank grape) is the source of this 1496-nucleotide messenger RNA. RefSeq names its product zinc finger protein CONSTANS-LIKE 2. Gene Ontology annotation, biological process: regulation of flower development. Gene Ontology annotation, molecular function: zinc ion binding; protein binding. The record is from RefSeq and is a predicted model, not a curated record. The transcript is spliced from 3 exons. Bases 86 to 1360 code for a protein of 424 amino acids. Lineage: Eukaryota; Viridiplantae; Streptophyta; Magnoliopsida; Vitales; Vitaceae. Gene Ontology annotation, cellular component: nucleus.